AUGUCGAACAGUGUAGCGGAUCUUCAUUCUGGCUUCUGGACAAACUGGGAACAAGGCCCGAUCUUCGGUCGCACUAUCACUCUCGAGGCCAGCUAUGCCAGCUUUCUUAGCAAUUUUCUCGCUAUCUUCAUCACCUGGGCCGGGACCCACCUAUGGACUAUCAUCUGUUAUGUAGUAAUGCAAAGCAGAUCUAGCAAAGUGCCACGAGAUGGCCUUCAUCAUCAAACACAAGUCCUCCUACGCAACUCGCCAUCAGUCGGUGGAACAAUCUGGGGCUUUAUGAAGCAGGCACAAGCAUGGAGAAGGAGCGAACAUCAUGCGGUUCGACGCACCAUGCCGCUCGUCCUACUAGCUCUUGUUUAUACAGGCGGCUUCACGGCGGCCGGUAUCCUGUCCUCCAAAGUCUCUCAGCCUGGUUCCGAAGUCCUGCUUGAACCUGGGAAGUGCGGGUUUCCUUCCUACACUGGUGACGCAGUCGAAGAGUCGCUGCUCAGAGACAAUUCCUUUGCACGAGAGGGCGCCAUUUAUGCCCGGAACUGUUUCCAAGAUAUUGGUCGUGAUGGUCAAGAAGACAGACGAUGUAAUCAGUUCUCAGCUCCCAGGAUCGGUGGCGACCCUGUUGUGGAUAGCGAUGCUUCUUGCCCAUUUCCUGACAAGAGCGCUUGCAAAGUGCCUGCUAUGAGUAUCACAACCAACAUACCGUCUGACGAUCUGGGCAUCAAUGUCCCUCGUAGCGAACGAAUGUGGUUCAAGAAAAUUACGACUUGGAGUCCUCUUGACAUGUCUAAUUACGUUGGGGAUGGUUGGGUCACUACGCCUGCAAUCGGCGACCAGCUUGGCUUCUUGAAGAACGAGACUCGUCAGUACUACUACGUUGGCGAUACAUAUAUCAAUAGCACCUUUACUUAUGACUGGGUCUUCUAUGCUCGAAGUCAGUACAUGACAGACAUAGUUGACCACUAUAAAGUCUGGACCGCCACUGCUUACGCAAAUAUUGCUCAGAACUUCACUCCUGUCGCAGGCCUUACUGCCCCAAACGCCGAUAUAACUUUCCUUGGAGUCCAAAGCGUUGUUACAUAUCUCGCACAAGUCAGCGAUCCCCUAUAUCGGGCAAGCACCUACGACGAAGACCCGGUCCGUGGGAAUGGCUAUUAUCCUGACGAAAAGCUCUCAAUCCUGGGACUCACUGAGCAGUACCAACUGUGCACAGAAGAUAAGCGUUGUGGAAACAUCACUGGAGUCCUAGACGAAGGUAUUUGGGACGGCCUCGGCCUGACCGACAAUCAGUACGCCAUUGCUCAUCGCAUGCGCAAAGCCGCUAUGGACGGCAGCGCUACCUGGAUCAUCAGCGCACUCGGAAGUGAUGCCCUUCUUGCGUCCGACUACCGUGCCUCCGAUACCUCUUUCUACACGGUCGGCCUACCUGAUGAACAGUGGAAGACAGACGUACAUUAUAUGCACAACGUCUCGCUUGCAACAAUGCAGCGGAGUGCAGUAGAAUGGGCAUCACAUCCCCAUCGCGAAGUCACGCCUGGCUCUAAUAUUUUCAGCGAUUCACACAUUGACGACCCUACGAAAACGACCGAACUACCAUAUGACAAUAAAGCACUUGCCAGGUUAUGUAGCCGUCAAAAGAUUCGUAGCUACCGAUAUUCGUCCUUUUCUGUCUUCGGCGUGAGCAUGAUUCUUGGUAUCGGCUCAUUUAUCAUUCUGCUCAACUGUACACUCUCCGAGAUAAUACACUCUUGCCGCAAACACCGCCGGAGCCCUCGCGCACAGCAGAAACGCCAGGAGUGGAUCGAGACAGAAGUGCUACAGCUUCACCGUAUGGCCCUCGACGCCCGUGGGAUCGGCCCGUGGAGGAGUCAAGAGAAGGCUGUACCGAUGCCCUUAGAUCCAAAUCUCAUGUGGGGCCCAGACGGGCGUGCGACGAUUGUGAGGAGGAAUUCGGACGCGACGCUAACACCGAGUGUGAACAGUCGCUGGUCACAGAACACUGCAGGGUAUCAGAGGGUCGAGAAGGCGGAUGUAUAUCAGUCUGGUGGAUGGGUGCAACCGAGUCCACCAGCUCCAGUGGACACUAUGUAUCAGCCUUAUGAUUCGGGCUAUAGGCCGUACCACGGGUGA
Molecule: messenger RNA, 2127 nt
Organism: Pseudovirgaria hyperparasitica
Lineage: Eukaryota; Fungi; Ascomycota; Dothideomycetes; Acrospermales; Acrospermaceae
Exons: 3
Coding region: 1-2127 (708 amino acids)
Source: RefSeq, a predicted model, not a curated record